This is a messenger RNA of Lates calcarifer (barramundi perch), 6090 nucleotides long. RefSeq names its product metal transporter CNNM1. Gene Ontology annotation, biological process: transport; magnesium ion homeostasis. The transcript has 10 exons. Gene Ontology annotation, molecular function: transmembrane transporter activity. Gene Ontology annotation, cellular component: plasma membrane. The coding region runs from base 436 to 3138 and encodes 900 amino acids. Lineage: Eukaryota; Metazoa; Chordata; Actinopteri; Centropomidae. The record is from RefSeq and is a predicted model, not a curated record.
CCGAAACUCAGUGCUGAGAGCUUUCAUAGAAACGCUUUAAUGGGUGUCGUCAAUACACUAAAAGUCGUUAUUCAUCAGCCUAUUAAAGGACGUUAAUCACAGUAAUAUCAUUUCUAUUCGUGGCUCAUUUUAAAGUGACACCAUGGGAGGAACAGAUGAUCCUGAAGUUCUUACAAAUACUGAGCAUAAUAAACUCCUGCAUUACUACUGUAGUGUUACAGUGAUCUUUAUGUACUAGUGAGCUCGAGGCUAUUUUUAGAAAGUUACGUCACCGCACAGUGGAGGGCGCAUCUCCCUCUCGGUACAGCAGAACAUCAUAAUCACCGGUAACGGUAACGGAGAACUACUGGUCCCUCCUUCUCCCUCAUGGACCGGAACCACGCAGCACCACGUGACCCGGGAGCCCUGGACUAAACGAGCAUCUCACACCGCAUCAUGGCUGCGGAGGAUGCGGCCGCGCGGUUCCGAGCCGGAGCCCUGCUCUCCAGCGGGGCUCCGCUCUCUCUGUACCGCCUGCUGCUGCUCUCCCUGUCCGCCUGCUCCCUGCUCCCCGCCCCGGCGCUCGGCUUGCUCGGCUUUCGGCCGGAGGAGACCGGGGCGGAGCUGUCCGUGGAGGACGGGGUGCUGAAAGCCACCGAGGGGACCCGCUUCAUGCUGCGGGUUUACUAUUCCACCUCCCCGCAGAGGCUCAACCGCACCGCGGCGACUCGCGCCAACAACGCCGCGCCCUGGAUCGCCUUCAUCGAGGAGCCAACUCCCGGGCGAGAGGGACAAGUUCACCCGAAGCGGAACAUGUGCAUGGACAAGAACGCCAGGACGUCCGACAUCGAGGUUUUGGGCUCUUUCAAGUCUGCUUCGAGUCAGAACUCUGUGUUAGUGGAGCUGUUGGCCAAGGACCUGCGGAGGGGGGAGAAGAUAAAAUACUACUCCAUGUGCGCCUUCGACGGAUCCAAAUGGGAACACUACCGGACGCGGGAUUUCUGGGUGGCCGUGGUGGAGCGCUCGGCUGUCCCGGAUCUCUGGCUGCAAGUUCUGGUGUCAGUCCUGCUGCUCGGGCUGUCAGCUUUGUUCAGCGGGCUGAACCUGAGUCUGCUGGCGCUGGACCCGGUGGAGCUGCAGGUCCUGCAGAACAGCGGCACCGACAAGGAGCAGAAUUACGCGCGGAAAAUCGAGUCUGUGCGUCGGCACGGUAACUACGUCCUCUGCACUUUACUCCUGGGAAACGCGAUCAUCAACGCCUCGCUCGCCGUGUGGAUGUGUCAAAUCCUGGGCAUGACCUGGCUCUCCACGGUCAUCUGCGCUUUCGGCAUCUUCUUCAUCGGGGAGAUCCUUCCGCACUCGGUGGCAUCGCGGCAUGGCCUCGCCAUCGCUUCGAAAACCAUCUGGGUGACGCGGCUGCUGAUGGUGCUCUCCUUCCCCAUCUCCUACCCCAUCAGCAAACUCCUGGACCUCAUCCUCAACCAGGAGAUAUCCAACUUCUACACCAGAGAGAAACUCCUGGAGAUGCUGCGCGUCACCGACCCGUACCACGACCUGGUGAAAGAAGAGCUCAACAUCAUCCAGGGAGCGCUGGAGCUGCGCACCAAAACCGUGGAGGACGUCCUGACGCCGCUGACUGACUGCUUCAUGCUGGCCUCGGACGUGGUGCUGGACUUUAACACCAUGUCGGAGAUCAUGCAGAGCGGAUACACGAGGAUACCGGUGUUUGAGAACGAGCGGUCCAACAUCGUGGACAUCCUGUUUGUCAAGGACCUGGCGUUCGUGGACCCGGAUGACUGCACCCCGCUGAAGACCAUCACCCAGUUCUACAAACACCCGCUGCACUGCGUCUUCAACGACACCAAACUGGACGCCAUGCUGGAGGAGUUCAAGAAAGGAAAGUCGCACCUCGCCAUCGUGCAGCGAGUGAACAAUGAGGGUGAAGGAGAUCCUUUCUACGAGGUGAUGGGCAUCGUCACCCUGGAGGACGUCAUCGAGGAAAUCAUCAAGUCAGAGAUCCUGGACGAGACCGACCUCUACACUGAUAAUCGAACAAAGCGGCGCGUUUCUCACCACGAGCGGAAGCAGCAGGACUUCUCCAUCUUCAAACUGUCAGAGAACGAGAUGAAAGUGAAGAUUUCUCCUCAGCUUCUCCUGGCAACACACCGCUUCCUCUCCACAGAGGUGGAACCCUUCAAACCAGCUCACAUCUCAGAGAAGAUCUUGUUGAGGCUGAUCAAACACCCCAGCGUGGUUCAGGAGCUCAAGUUUGACGAGAAGAACAAGCGAGCGCAGCAGCACUUUCUGUUCCAACGCAACAAACCAGUGGACUACUUCAUCCUGGUGCUGCAGGGUCGGGUUGAGGUGGAGUUCGGUAAGGAGGCGCUCAGGUUUGAGAAUGGAGCGUUCUCUUACUUUGGGGUUCCUGCCAUCAUGCCAACAGUCCACAGGUCCCCCUCUCGCAGCAGUGGUUUGGACCGCUCUGAGUCCAUGCUGUACGCAGGGAGCAUGGGGCAGCUGAACGGAGGGGGGAACGUCUACCUGCCAGAUUACUCUGUCAGACAGCUCACACACCUUCAGAUCAUCAAGAUCACCCGGAGCCACUACCAGAACGCUGUGACAGCCACCAGGAUGGACAGCUCUCCUCAGACGCCCGACGCCGACACUCGUCUGACAGAGGGAAACACCCCGACCCCGGAGCCUCCGACAGCGGAGCAUGCCGCCACGCUGAUGCCCCCGGGGCACACCACCGCCACCCUCAUGCCUCCACCCAGGGAGUUCAACCGGCCCGGCUCGGCGAGAACCCACGGACAGCAGUCCAGCGUCCCACACAACACCUCCCUGCUGAACGAGAAGAACCGCAUCGUCCGGAGUAAAUCUGACGGCCAGAAGAGUCCCAGCGAUUCAGUGUUUCUCAGGAUGGACGAGAUCCCCUACAUCAGAGAGGACAGAUCUGAGGCUGACGCACACACUGACAUGGCCUCUGUUCCCAUAGAAACGGACACGUCUCCUUUCAUCAGCAGCCUGUCGCUGAGCGGCUCAGAGGACACACUGGGCAAGAAACUCCUGCUCAAACUCAGCCACAAGAAGAGGAAAAAAUCACGCGAAGGAGAGAAAACACCAGAGGACAUUUCAGAGCAGCCGCUGGUUAAAACCUAGCAGAGAGUGAAACAGACGUGAACUCUCCAUCAUCUGAUGGGUCUUUAAGAUGUUUGUAAAGACGAUGUGGUUGGAGAACUACAGCUAUCAGAGUUUUAUCUGAGAACACACACCCCCACUGCAGGAGAUCAUAAAGUGUGGACCCAUCAUACUGAACACAUUAUGGGGGGGUGCAGCUGUGGCAAUACGCAUUAAACUGUAGCUUCUCAUCUUCACAGGUUUUUCAUGCUGAUGCUCGUAUAUAAAAGAAAAAAAAAAGAGUUUUUAUACGCUACACACCCUCCUCACAUGUGAUCACUUCUCCAAUGGAGCUAGAGGAAAUGACAGUACACAGGAAACGGAUGGAAGACACCAAAGAUGUUGCUGUUUUGUACAUACUGCUCCAAAAUGCACAGGAGAAAUCUCAACAACAACAGAAGUCAACUAGUUGCUUUGUGUUCAGGCUUUUAAUUUUGAAAGGUCGUCUGUUUAAUGCUUCUUACCUUCUAAUUCUGCAGUCUAACUAUAACAUGUUGGUGUUUUUUACAUCUUUUAUUUAUCUACACACAAGUGUUUUAAAUCCAGAUUGUGUCUGAAUGUCAGUUUUUAAAGCUUCUUCACUUUCUAAAAUACAGAUUGACACACACUUCUCAAGCAAAUAUGGCCAGAAGUAUAAGGACGGCCUUGUUUUGGCUGGUUAGUUCCAAUGAAAGGAAAUCCUUAGAUGAUAUUUAGCAUGGUAUUUUAGACAAAAGUUGGCCUCAACCCCAGUCAACACCUCAAAGAUGAAGCAGAACACUGAGCCAGCAUCAGUGCUGGUUCUCUCCAGUGCUUGUGGGCUGUUAAUUGCAGCAGGUCAAUGCCCAUGGUUUAGAAUGAUUGGUUCAAAUAUCACAUGUGGGUGCAGUGUCAGGUGUCUACAUACUUUUGGCCAUGUAGUGCAUCAUAAAGGUCUAUGAUUACUGUCUUUCAAAUGUGGACGCAUUAAAGGAACAGCAACAUGUUUAGACGAGUGCUUGUUCAUGGGUUAGACAAGAAGAUCAAUGCCACUUCGUGUCAGUGAGCUGGAACCAAAAGGCCGUUAGCCUAGCUUAGCAUAAACCAGUUUACUAGUUUGAUUUAGAAGGGGAUUGUUUGUCAGCGCUGCCCCCAUGUGGCCACAAAAUGACUGAGCAACAGGAAAUUCAGGUUUUAAAACGCAGGUGCUCAACAGUAACAGAAUUUUGUUGUUAUAUCCACACAGUUACAUGUUUUUCUGUUUUCCAUUUGCAUUUGGAGUUCUGGACAAGAGCAGUAUUGAUCCUCUUAUCGACCUCAUGACAAAAAAAACUGUCCUUUCAUGUCCUUGAGAUGUGUUUCCAUUGCUCUGUAUCAUCACAGCUGAUCUGACGUAGCUGACUGAUUGUCCAUGUCGUUAUUUAUCACUGAUCAGACUGGAUUUGUGAGGUUGUUUUUUUUAAGUGUCUUCCCUUUAUUUUUGCAGAAACCUCUCCUCGUUUGUUUUUAUUCUGAGCCUUUUCUCUUUAAGAUAUGUAAUCUGAAUUGCAUUUUAUACCUCAUAAAAAUGUGAUUUGUUUUGUUUUCUAUUUGCGUUGGGCUCUUAGGAGAGUAUCAGACUGUGGCUCAGACGUGAAAGGACACUGUCUGCAUAUAGAUUUAGAAAUCUGGGCUCAGGCUUUCAUUUCAGUUCAGAUUUAUUCAUCACACAAUCUGUGAUCACUGAACCUCUUAAAAUAAUCAUCAUCUGAGCUGAGCCCUUUUUUAUUAGAUCCAUUUCAAUUAUAUAUGAAUCUCAUUCUUUCUGGCUUUUCUUUACUGGAGGUGAAAUGAAACUGAGCUUCUGACUGCAGGGACUGUUUACCACAACACCAGAUAUGAUCUCCUCUUCCCUUCAGCGUAUAAACAAUACAUUAUACUGGGUUUAUGAAGUCAGCACCUCUCACAGUAUCUGGCAUUUUGCAAUGGGAUGUGCAUACACAAAGUCAACACAUCAACAUGUCAGCAUAAGUAUGAGAUAAUGUGGUCAAAACUCCCCAAAGUUUGACACACACACCUCUGUCAGGAGAGAUUUAAAGAAAGUGAAUAUGAAUGUUUUCUGAGGUUAACAACACAGAGCAGAGUUUGGAGAUUAGACAUCGUCAGUGGGAUUAAUCCUGAUAAACAUGAAACCAAUAAAGACAGGAGAUAGGUAGACUCCCCUGCAGGGUGAGGUGAUGACAGGGAGAUGGUGGGUUGUGCAGCUGUAGGCCUGAAAGAGAGGAUAACAUAAACACAGGUCACUGAAGCCUGAUUGGCUGCAGGAACGUGGGCAGGAAGAUAAAUGGCAGCGAGGGAUUUGAAAGAGUGGAAAAAAAGAAAGUGUUGGACUGGAUGGACAUGGAAAAGCAAGAAUUCCCAAUAGAAGGAGAAGUGAGAAGGAUAAAGAUCUGCCUUACUGAACAUUUGCAAAAGCUUCAUUUGUUUUGGUCCAGGACUCUUCUCUUAUAGACAUCUCUCCUUCUCCUUACUGUUUUUUGUUUUGUUUGUUUUUAACCAUCUUUAAAUGUUCUGCAAAAAUGUGAAGAAUGUAUCACUAAUUCUGAUCUGCGCUACAUGUUUGCUGCCCCCUGGUGGUGUGGAGUUGAACGUGAAUGUACGGGUGGAUACAUGUUGAGUUCAAACUAAGCCUUAACUGUGUUCAGAGUUUCUCCAGCAGGACAAGAGAAGAUGCUGUGGUUAAAACGAUGGGUGUCUUUACCAAGCUUCUGCUCCUCUGUUUCUGACUGUGACACACUUUUUGUAUAAAAGCAAUACUGAAAACACUUAAUGCCAUGUUACUGAUGUGAAUGACCCUGCAGACUGUGGACGAGAAACCGUGAAUGAGCCUCUUUACCUGCUAUGACAAGUCAAACUGUCUGCAGGAUAAAAACAGAUCCAGUGAGACACUGAGCUCCAGAUAUCCAGACUUUUAAUAAAACUGAAUCUAAACAGUUA